AUGUCCGCCCCCGGCGGCGGCGGCGGCGGCGGCCGGCGCCCCUCCGCGUCCCGCUCCUCCCGCCGCGCCGCGCCGGAGCCCAACGAGAACGACGACCUGGCGGCCGCGCCCUCCUCGUCCUCCCCCUCGGCGGCCGCCCCGCCCUUCUCGCUGCCCCCGCGGUCGCCCCUCGCGGCCAUCGCCGACCCGGGCAGGAACCCGCGGUCCGCACCGGGGACGCCCAAGUCGCUGGCGAGCACCCCCAGGGCCUGCGCGCCGGCGUCUGGGGCCAGGGAUCGGAGCUCCUCGAUUGGCGGGGCCGCGAAGAGGGUGUUUGAUCUGAGGGAUCUGGCGGCCACGGAAGUGCCCGUGGAGGUGCCGCAUUUUGAGCUCGACGAGGACCCCGCCUUCUGGAUGGAUCGCAAUGUGCAGGUUUUGGUACGGUUAAGGCCAAUCAGUGCUGCCGAGAGCACUGCGUAUGGUCAAAAAAGAUGUUUUAUACAGGAUAGCUCAAAGACAUUGAGCUGGACAGGACACCCUGAAACAAAGUUCACGUUUGAUCAUGUCGCAUGUGAAACAAUAUCACAGGAAAAGCUGUUUAGGGUAGUUGGUCUACCAAUGGUGGAGAACUGCAUGUCUGGAUACAACGGCUGUUUGUUUGCCUAUGGCCAGACAGGGAGUGGCAAAACUUACACAAUGAUGGGAGAGCUUAGUAAGGAUGGCAAUGAACUUAGCAAUGAUUCUGGUUUGACGCCUCGUAUUUUCGAGUAUCUAUUCGCUCGGAUAAAGGAGGAAGAGGAAAGGCGAAGAGAGGACAAAUUGAAGUACAUCUGCAAAUGCUCUUUUCUGGAGAUAUACAAUGAGCAGAUAACUGAUCUACUUGAACCAUCAUCAACAAAUCUUCAGAUCCGUGAAGAUAUAAAGAAAGGUGUAUAUGUUGAGAACCUAAUGGAGUGUUAUGUGUCAUCUGUUAAAGAUGUUAUGUUGUUAUUAUUACAGGGGGUUGCAAAUAGGAAAAUGGCAGCUACAAAUAUGAAUAGUGAGAGCAGCCGUUCACAUAGCGUCUUCACUUGCGUCAUUGAGAGUCACUGGGAAAGGGAUUCAAUGACGCACCUCCGCUUUGGGCGUUUGAAUUUGGUUGAUCUUGCUGGUUCUGAGAGGCAGAAAAGCUCGGGCGCUGAAGGAGACCGCUUGAAAGAAGCUGCGAACAUUAACAGAUCCUUGUCAACUCUUGGGCUUGUUAUCAUGACUCUAGUGGAUGUCGCAAAUGGAAAAAGCCGCCAUGUGCCUUAUAGAGACUCAAGGCUUACAUUUCUCCUCCAGGAUUCCCUUGGAGGAAACUCUAAAACAACAAUUGUUGCCAACAUCAGCCCGUCUAUUUGUUCCUCCAAUGAGACACUGAGUACCUUGAAGUUUGCUCAGCGCGCGAAGUUGAUUCAAAACAAUGCAAAAGUAAAUGAAGAUGCUUCAGGAGAUGUUAUGGCUUUACAAAGGCAGAUAGAAGAACUAAAGGAUCAGUUGACAUGCUUGAGGAAGCAGCAAAAUGCCCCUGGAUCGCCUAGCUUUCUCCUGCUAAAUUCAGGCUCUGAUAGAGAAUACAAUACUUUAGCUGAAGAUCAUCAAUCAAGCUGUGACCUGAGUCUUCUAAAGCAAAAGGUUAGCCAUCUGGAAGAUGUUCUUGCUGGGAGCCUUAGGAGAGAGAAACUAGCUGAGGUGGAUAUCAGGAAGCUGGAGGCUGAAAUAAAGCAUUUGAAUCGUCUGGUUGACCUGAAGGAAUCUGAUUCCCAACGCUUGAGAAUGAUGCUGAAACUUCGUGACGAAAAAUUAAAAAGAUUGCAUAUGUUAGCUGAUGAUCUAGUGCCAUCGGAUGGCUAUAUGGUUGAAGAAAAUGCUGCAAUGUCCCAAGAGAUUCAGCUACUGCAAAAACAAUUUGACGAAAAUCCUCAACUGACUCAGUUUGCUUUUGAAAACAAGAGAUUAAUCGAGCAAGUUAGAACGCUUGAGAACUUCCACAAGCAAGGGGAAAGAGAGAUGUUAUUAACGGAGAUAUCUCUUUUGCGUAAUCAUUUCCUUCAUAUUCUUGAGCAGAAGUAUGCAGCACCUCCUAGGAAUUUAGAAGCACAGGGUGACGAGAUUGUCAAGGAUCUAGACAAUUGCAGGAAGGAGCUGGAUGCAUGCUUAGAAAAUAAUGUUUUGCUUGCACGUGAAGUAAAUAAGCUGCGCUGUGAACUGAAACAAUACCAGAUGUCUAGCACGCACCAAGUUGCUCCGACGGCAGAGAAGAAUUGUGGGAUUCCAGAGAUCAGUCAGAUACAACCCGAUCCAGUGGGAUGGAACUUUUCAUGUUUAACGCCCAAUGGUGCUGGAAUGUCAACUGAUAUUACGGAAUCAGUUCAACUCAAUCUUCCUUCAGAAAUUGCUAGUGGACACCAGGAAUCCUGUUCUCAUUUGUAUCAUUUCGAUUCAGAAAGAUGUGAUUUGAAUGAUUCUACAAAAGUGCCAGAGUGUAGUGAUGAAGUGUCUCAGUGCUACAGCUUGGCUCUUGGAUCUUCACAUAAUGUACUUGACAAAGACACUGUUCUUAGUGGACACGUAGAAGAUGAAGAAACAUUGCAAUUACAGCAGGAUGAGAUGGAUCAAAUACAUGAAAACGUACCAAAUAUGGGUAUAUGUUUGCAUGGUGAGACUUCAUUGUGUCAUCAAGAGACUGAAAUAGUGGGCUCAAGCAAACAGACAUUACAGGCCGAGUUGGCGCACAUUAAAAGCAUAAAUCAAGAGCUCAAAGAGAAGCUAGUUAUUAUGGUUGAAGAAAGUGCCAGGCUUGCAGAGAUCAUUGUGGCCAAAGAUGUAGAAAUUGCCUCUUUAUCUGAGGAAUGGGAGGUUGCAAUAGUUGAUCUAACAAGCUUCUUGACAGAUGGCUGCAGAUCACUAGACGAUGCAUAUCAGAAUAUUGAUAACAUGAUUAGUUCAUUUCCUUACAGCAAUAAUUCUGUCAGCGAACAUGUGGAGAAGGCUAUGAAAGUUAGCAUUGAAAAGGAAAAAAUAAUCUUCAGGCUUCAAAUUGAGCUACAAGAUGCACAGCGAAUGGGCAGGGAAGUGAAAGAAAAGUUGCACAUCUUAAGAGGUGCAACACUUGCUAUCACUGAAGCUCAGCAAUUAUAUAAUGAUGCAAGUUCUCAGGAAGCAGAACGAGUAAACCAAAAGGAUUGCAAUGUGGAAUGGAAAAAUUGUGACUUGUCAGAAGCAGCAGAGCAUUCUCGUGAUGAACCUCUAUUCCUCGACAGCUUGAAUGACACGAGUGCACAGCGGACUCGUAGUGAAGAUGGAUCAGCAGUCAACAAAGCUAAUCCAGACUACCAGGCCAAUGAGGAGUUAAAGCUUGACAGAGAUAAUUGCCGCCAAGCAGUGGAAUCUUUAUUGGCGGAGAAAAGUUCUCUGGUCAAUGAGUUGCAGGAGGUUGAAGCGUCAAGUUUUUGUACAGCACAGAGUUACAACAAAUUAAAUCAGCAGAUGAAUGAAUGUACCAACGAGAUGACAAACAUUGCUACUCUAAUGAAGGGAUCUUUUCACCAUUUGCAAAGGAUUGCUACAAUGGAACUCUUUGAACUUUGCUCUGAAAUUAUUAAUAUUGGGCAGGACUUAAAGAGGUGGAUAAGUGAUUCAAGAUCUUAUCUGGUAAACAUUGAAUCACUUUUAGAAGAAAGAGGCAGUUCUUUAGUUCAGCAGCUCCAUCACCUUAAUGUGAAUGCUUAUACAUGCAUGUGUCAACAAGUUGAUUCAUGUGACCUGGGUGGCAGCAAUACUAUGUUUCUUCAUGAAACUCAAGCAAUCCCUGACAACUCUAGGAAGCAUAUUAUAUCUAUAACAGAUAUGGUGGAUGAAGGAAAGGACACGUCAUCCAUGCAUGUAGUUCCAAUGGGCAGUGCUGCUGAACUGGAAGUUUUUGAUGCAGACAGUGCAGACGAUAUGGCUGUUAUUAAGGACAUAAUUUUCAGUAUUGCUCAAAAGUGGGAUAUUUUCGUCAACAAAGUGUCCUGCAUUAAGAAUGCUGAGACAUAUCCAGGUGUUGCUUGUGAUGAACAAAGUUAUGCAAACCCUCUUGCUGCACUUGCAAAAUUAGAUAGCGAACAAAUACACUCAGCUGUUCCACAGCAAUGCAAGGAAAGCAUAGAAGAUCACUCAGGAGAGGAAGACAAUACUGCUCUUUUGAAUGAUGUUCAGUGUCUCAAGCAUCAUUUGGCGCAGUUAAUGAUUCCACUGUCUAAAUUUAUCAAUAAAGAAGACCUUAUGGGGGAUGGAACAGAAAAUGAGAAACAGUUUGUUACUGUUCUGAAUAAGGUGCAAGAUAAUUUGAUUUUUGCUAUAGAUUUUUUUGGUUAUCUGUUACUAUCUGAGCAAGAAGGUUCUCAGAAUGCACCUUUGCUUAGCAGACUCCUUAAUGACAUUAGUACUAUUGAGAAGAAAGCUUUGACAUGUCAGAAAAUAUGCUUACGGGAUGGUGAUUCUCAGGCUGGUCACAGUACAGAGUACGCAUCACUAAGAAGAGACUUUGAGAGGAAAAGUGAUAUCGCUGAAGGAUUGUCUUUUGACUUGAAAUUAUUGCAAGAGUCUACCUCAUAUGCGAAGGACAUGAAAGAUAAAGCUGAUGAAGUGUCGAAUGCCCUUAGAAAGGUUCAACGAGAACUUGAGAUUAAAAAUUCUGAGACAGAAGACAUGUUGGCAAAACAGAAGACACUAGUGGAAGAACUGGCUGAAAAUGGUGCUGCACUCAUUGUUUUAAGAUCAGAGUUAGAGCAAUCUCAACUUUCAUCAUCUGCGCUAUCAAAGGAGAACAAUGAUCUGAGAGUGAUGCUGGAAGAGGAAACUGUGAAGACCAGUGAAAUAGUAGCUCUGUUGGAAGACAAAGCUAAGGUCAUAGAGGGAUUGGAGAGUGAAAUUAUAUUGCUUAAUUCUUCUGAAGAGGGACGUCUUAGGUCAGAUAUUGAAGAACUAAGUAAUAAUAUCAAAAUGUUAUGUAAUGAAAAUGGAAAGCUCAAAGCAGAGAUACUCAAGUUAAAUGACAAGCUUGAGAUGUCAAUGGCUUUAGCUGAGGAGAAUGAAGCUGCUGCUAUUGAAGCUCGGCAAGCUGCAGAGAUAAGUAAAAUCUACGCGGAAGAGAAAGAUGAGGAGGUUACAAUUCUUGAACAUUCUGUUGGGGAACUUGAAUCUACAAUAACUGUUCUUGAGGAAGAGGUACGCAACCUUAAAGAGGAAGUAAGGAGCAACCAAGCGCACAAACAAUCCGAAGCUGAAUUUCAAGCAAUUGAAGAGAUGCUUACUGUAGAAAAUGCCUCAAAAUGUGAUGACAAUGUGGAACUGUGUCCAGGGAGAUGCCAACUAAAAAAGAGAUUGCGAGCUGAGAUUAUUGCACAUCAAGAUACUAGAAGGAAGAUUGAAGGACUCGUAAUGGAAGUAAAACGUAAAGAUGAGGAGCUAAGGCAGUGCAAAGAGCAUAUAGCUGAGCUGGUCCUGCAUUCAGAAGCACAAUCAUUGCUGUUUCAGGAGAAGUAUCAGGAAAUGGAGCACAUGGUUUCUAAACAGAACUUUGGUUCACAUGAAUCUAAUUCUGAGGCUGUCCAUACAAAAGUGGAAAAGCCUUCAGGGCGAACAAGAGGAUCUGGUUCACCUUUUAGGUGCAUAUCUAGCAUUGUUCAACAAAUGAACUCUGAGAAGGAUCAAGAAAUCUCUUUGGGCCGCCAGCGAAUUGAAGAACUUGAAGCGUUGCUUAGCGACAAACAGAAACAGAUAUGCCUGCUUACGUCAAGACUGGCAGCAGUGGAUAGCAUGACACAUGAUGUUAUAAGGGAGCUACUUGGCGUCAAAUUAGACAUGACAAACUAUGCUAAUUUGCUUGACCAAGAAGAAGUGCACAAGCUGUUAGUAGCAUCCCAGGAACAAAUCGAACAAUCGAAGGCGAAGGACGAGGAACUUGACGUCCUCAAAGAACAAUUCGGCCAUCUCAUUCAAGAAAGGGACAGCUUGCUUGAUGACAUGGACCAAAGGAAGGCGGACCUGCUGGAGACCCAGCUGCUCGUGGAACAGCUCGAACAGCGGGAGCAGAUGCUCGAGGCCCAGAACGAAAUGCUACAGAUGGAGAAAGACAACCUCCAGCAGAGGAUGAUGGAGAUGGACGAGACGAUCGAGCUGCUAGAAGGCUCAAAUCGAGUCAGAAUAGGAGAUAGCCAUAGCCAGCGUUCGGCCGGCAGCGAGUUCAGCAGGAGGCUGGCGCAGUCGGACAUGCUGGUGUCCCACGCGCGGCACGAGCGCUCCCGUAAUAACCGCGCGGCGGCCGCAGGGAGCUCGCGGCCGCGGCACGGCAGGCACCAUUGA
Molecule: messenger RNA, 6348 nt
Organism: Triticum turgidum subsp. durum (durum wheat)
Lineage: Eukaryota; Viridiplantae; Streptophyta; Magnoliopsida; Poales; Poaceae
Source: the annotation of a GenBank genome assembly